AUGAAACUACAUAAGGGAAGAAGGAAAAGACUUCUCCAAAAAAUUGGAUGGGUUGUUGUAGACUCACAGGAAAAGUUCAACGACCAAGCCAUCUCAAUUAACCAGCUGGUCUAUCCAACCUUGCCGUACUCACAGCUUUCAGGGCCACCUGAACAACUUCUGCUGUCCUCUCCUACUCCCCCAAGAAAGGAGAGCCCUUCGCUGAGUAAUGCAUCUCUCACUAUCAGAGCAAAAGUACGACAGAUGAUCCUUUCAGACCCUCAAUGGAAAGAGCGAACAGGAUUCCCCAGUCAUUUCUACAAGACUAUACAAAGUUGUGUCUUUGACGUAACUCCAUUCCCAAGAUUGGGUCCUGAAGAAGAACCUUACAUCGAAGAGUUUGACUUACAAGAUCCAACCGGUUCCGACUGUGGGCGGCCAUCUUCAACUAACGAGCAGGCAGCUUCCCUUCGGUACAAGCGAUGGCAUCGACGGGAAGCUCUAUUCAAGGCGGCGCAAAGAUGUCAAUUGAAAAAAGAGUAG
This is a messenger RNA of [Candida] anglica, 522 nucleotides long. Lineage: Eukaryota; Fungi; Ascomycota; Pichiomycetes; Serinales; Debaryomycetaceae. The record is from the annotation of a GenBank genome assembly.